AAAGCCCUAAAACACAAACAGAUCUCCGGCGACAUGCCCGGUCUUCUUACAGUCUACCAUCCUUCCGGCCAUGACGAAUCUUCCGCCCUCGUUCAGUUUUCUUCCGACUCCAACACUCCUAUAGUCUAUUCUCUCCACCACGGCCUUAAAUCUCCAAUUGCACCUCGUCUAUCCAUCUCUUGGUCUCGUGGUAACUCCCUACGCGUCUCGGUUUUCCGUUCACCUGAGACAACUGAAACCGUUCUUGAUGAAGUUGAAGUUGGAGGGAAAGUGGUGGAGUUGAAGCUAAGUGGUGAAUAUGUAGAUAGUGAAAUCAACGAUGCUGCGCGGUGGCGUAGAAUAGCAUAUGGAUCAGUGUCUCCAUUUGCGCAUCUUCAGAAUAAGAAAAACGCCAUGGCAGCAUUGUCGGAGUUGCGGCAUUCAGCUCCUUACGACGUGGAUUGGUCAAAAUAUGUUCUCGAGUACAGCAAGGAAAUAAAUUCUCUUCUAGGAAGCAGGGGAUCUAGUCCUACAUCAUUAAUUGAAGAUCCAAAGACAGUAUUAGAGAAUGUCGAGGAGCCAAGCAGUUUGAAAGCUGCAUGGGAGCUGCUGGAAAUAUUUUAUGCUGACAAGCAAUCUCAGGCUUGGAUCCCCGAACAGCUUGUUGAUUGGUUAGCUGAUUAUGAUAGCCUGUUCUCUGAACAAGUGCCAAGUGUCCAUUUGAGACUGGUCGAGUUUCAAGCAGAACUUAUUAAUAUACAGGCAGUUGAAGAUGAGCCUGCAUAUUGGCAAGCAAUUUCUUCAGCACUUGCAGUUGGCUGGCUAGACAUUGUGGUGAAAUUGUUGCGCUUGCAUGGAUCUUAUCAGCUUAAUCAGCUAGGGAAUCGUGAGACAGAGAAUGGACUUGUAGAAGCAGUUGCCGUUCUAAUAUCAAAAAUGCCACGCAUGCGUGCGCAUCUACCAGAUGGAAAGUUAGGCGAAUGCUAUUAUAACAAGUCCGAUUUUAUCAAGGCAUGGGAGAAAUGGCGAGCGCAAAUAACCAAAUUGGAUUGCAGUGCAUUCUGGCUUCAAUGCAGUCAUAAUCAUACUAGAGAGAACCUGAAACUUUUGCUUCAAAUCAUGUUGGGAAACACUGGUACUCUGUCUAGUGCCACUUUUCAUUGGGUAGAGCUAUAUAUUGCUCACUUUCUAUAUAUCAGUCCCUUUACUUCGGGUUUAGAAAGCAUGCAUGCCCUAGCUCAGAAAUGCAUGCAACUAAAACCUACAUCUAGUCCCCAUAAGCUGAUGAGACUUAUAAUUGGGAUUCUUGGAGAAAAUACAGAGGUUGUAUUGGCCGAGUGCUCAAGAUCAUUUGGUUCCUGGAUGAUUGCCCAUGCUACAGAGUUGUUGACGGCUGGGAGUAUUCAAGCAGAAAUUCUUUUGAAGGAAGAACGUCAUAAUCUAGGGGGAGUUAGCAUAGAAGAAUCCCAUCGACUUGUUUAUGCUCAAGUGCUAUCUUCUCAUGCGCUCACCUGGCAAAUCGCUCCAAUAUAUUUAAUAUCUUGUGUGAAGCAUGGAGUUGGCUUGUUGGAAAUCUUGUUGUACAAGCAACCCGUGUAUCAUAGUCAAGUUCUGCUCAAGAACAUUGAGAUAUGCCGCCUGUAUGAUCUUGAUAGCGUGAGUGCAAAUGCCAUGAAGAUUGCUGGAGUGCAUCACUGGAAGCAUGGUAGGAAUGGUGCCGGAGUCUUUUGGCUACAGCAGGCUGGGGAUGAAGUUCGCCUCAAUCGAAUUGCUCAGAAGUUGUUCGAUUUUGUUGGGAAAUCCAUCUCCGAUGAGAGUUUUGAGCAAUGGGAAGGAUUAAUCGAAUUGUUGGGCUCUGAAUCUAGAACUGCAGCGGGUCUUGAGUUUUUGCACAAAUAUAGGGACUUCAAGAAAUCUCUGCAGCAGGUCCAAGAUGGCAUUCUUACUGAUGCUGCUAGAAAAGCUGGUGAAGCCCUUAUAUUGCUUAUGAAAAAUCCUUCUACUCCCCAACGUUUUUGGCUGCCUCUUCUGUAUGAUUCGUUGAAGUUGCUCAACUGGCAAGGGCGUCCGUUGCUAAAUGUAUCUCAGACUAACCUGCUGUUAAAUAAAUUACAAGAAUUGUCAGUGGCAAGGCUGCGUCCUGAUUUUGUUGAGGUGGGGAUGCCAGCAGGGGCCCUGAGUUCGGUUAGGGUGGCUCUUGCCACUAAUUUAGGACGCGCCAUCCUUGAGGAAUGAUGUGUGGUGACUACACAGAACUUAUACUGAUAAAGUGAAAUAUAGAUGGCAAAAUGGAGGCAGAUAUGGUGUUGGAUGGUGGUGUAAGUUUGGUUGCUGCUUCAAAUACAAGUUCCUAGGACCAUCUGCUGUGGCUUUUGUAACAUGUAUAUAUGUAUGGAGUUGUGUUUGAUAUGAAGAGUCUGUUUGAAGCUCAAUAUCUUUGUAGCAAUUUUACACCAUUUAUUUGGGUUAAGAACAUGCAUUCUAGAAUGUAGCUGAGGUUGGCAAAUUAGACUGGUUAAAGGGACAGGAUCGGACCUGGACUGAUUAUAAAAGGACCAGUCCAAAUUUGUA
Cynara cardunculus var. scolymus (artichoke) is the source of this 2550-nucleotide messenger RNA. RefSeq names its product nuclear pore complex protein NUP85. The record is from RefSeq and is a predicted model, not a curated record. Bases 34 to 2214 code for a protein of 726 amino acids. Gene Ontology annotation, biological process: mRNA export from nucleus; protein import into nucleus; positive regulation of DNA-templated transcription. Lineage: Eukaryota; Viridiplantae; Streptophyta; Magnoliopsida; Asterales; Asteraceae. Gene Ontology annotation, cellular component: nuclear pore outer ring. Gene Ontology annotation, molecular function: structural constituent of nuclear pore. The transcript has 19 exons.